Messenger RNA from Nerophis lumbriciformis (worm pipefish), 1659 nucleotides. NCBI's taxonomy places the organism in Eukaryota, Metazoa, Chordata, Actinopteri, Syngnathiformes, Syngnathidae. The record is from RefSeq and is a predicted model, not a curated record.
AUGGUACUUUGGUCGAAAGAACAAGACAAACUGCCCGGCAUCAACAUGUCUUCCGGGGCGGUUGAGAUUAAGAAAGAGGGAGGACCCCUUUCACCUGCCUUUUUCAACUCCAACUCCUCUGUCCACCCAGUAAUUGUCACUCAAGGACCUGAGGAAGGGAGCCCAGAAAAAGGGAGUGAAUUUGAGCUGAAAGAGGUAACUUCCUUCAAAGAAAUUGCCAAUGAAACCCCAGACAAUGAAGAAAAGUUGGACAUUGUUGCGGUGAUGGACUGCCGGGCAAAUGCCAAAGGUCAGCGUGAGGAGGAUGCACUCUUGGAGAAUGCAAGCCAAAAUGAGAGCGAUGACACCAGCAAUGACCGGAGCCCUGAACCACCAGCACCCCUCAAAGAAACUUCCUUCUCAAUUGGUCUGCAGGUGGUUGUUCCCUUCCUGCUGGCCGGGUUUGGGACUGUGGCUGCAGGAAUGGUGCUCGACAUUGUCCAGCACUGGACUGUAUUCGACAAGGUCUCAGAAGUGUUUAUCCUUGUUCCGGCACUACUGGGGCUCAAAGGCAAUCUGGAGAUGACGUUGGCCUCAAGACUUUCCACAGCGGCUAAUAUUGGUCUGAUGGACACAACCAAGGACAUGUGGAACAUGAUCAUGGGGAAUUUGGCUCUCAUCCAGGUCCAGGCCACAGUUGUAGGGUUUCUAGCCUCAAUUGCUGCUGUGAUCUUUGGUUGGAUUCCAGAGGGCCACUUCAGGCUGGGCCACGCAGUGCUGCUUUGUGCCUCCAGUGUAGCUACUGCCUUUAUUGCCUCACUGCUUCUAGGACUCAUCAUGAUUGGUGUGAUCAUCGCAUCCAGGAAAGUUGGCAUCAACCCAGAUAAUGUGGCUACACCUAUUGCUGCCAGCCUGGGGGACCUAAUAACCCUGUCCCUACUGGCUGGCAUCUCAACAGGGCUGUACAAGGAACUAGAGUACAACGACUAUGCCAAUCCUUUGGUUUGUGCGGUGUUUGUGGCAUUAUGUCCAAUAUGGGUGCUAAUAGCCAGGAAGAUUCCCUCCACUCGAGUAGUCCUCUAUUCUGGAUGGGAGCCAGUCAUCAUCGCUAUGGCCAUCAGCAGUGUCGGUGGUCUUAUUCUUGACAAGACCGUUAGUGACCCUAAAUUUCGAGGCAUGGCUGUCUUCACUCCAGUCAUCAAUGGUGUGGGAGGUAACCUGGUUGCGGUUCAGGCAAGUCGUAUUUCCACCUACCUGCACAUGAAUGGUAUACCAAUGGGAGAUCCGAAUCCCACGCCCCGGAACAGGAAGUGCCCUACACCCUGCUCCACUUUCUUCACCUCCACUGUGAACUCCCGGUCGGCACGUGUGCUCUUCCUCCUGGUCGCCCCGGGUCACCUUGUCUUCCUCUUCACCAUCAACUCACUGAGGGGGGGACACACUACACUAACUCCCAUCUUCAUCACCUUCUACCUGGGUGCUGCACUGCUGCAGGUAAUCAUCCUGCUCUACCUGGCGGACUGGAUGGUCCACUGGAUGUGGGGCAGAGGGAUGGACCCAGACAACUUCUCUAUUCCCUACCUGACCGCUCUCGGUGACCUGCUGGGAACCGGCUUCCUUGCCCUUUGCUUCCACAUGCGCUUUUUCAUUGGUGACAGAGACUCCAAUUUGGGAAACUGA